UAAAGUUUAACAAAAUAUAGCGGCCCCUCAAUUUCGAACCUGUUCCCUCCACUUUCAAGAUUCAAACUUGUUAUAAUCCAUUCGAAAAGGCAGUAAAAAACCGGAUAACAAAGCAAUUUCUUCAGUUAAGUUUUGCUGAAUUCUCGAUGGAUCUUCAUCCUACACCGUUUCCAGUUAUAAUAGCAGGCAAGGAUCAGGCUACAAAAGUGAAAUCGAACAAAAAAGUAUCCAAAGCAACGAAAAUGAGUAAGGGGCCAGGGCCACCCUCUUUGAGACAAAACCGAAUCUUUGGAACUGCUCGGAAUCCAAAUAUAACUUCGAAGCCAGUGCCUGAAAAGCCUACAACAAAACCCUCAUCCAUGGUGCUCCAAAAGACUGCGAAACCAUUGCGCAAAACCCAAUCACCUAUUGAUGUCCAGGCCAUUCCGGAGACGGUGUCUACCAAGAAUUCUGCAGAGAAACCGUCUCUGAAGAAUUCUGCAGAGAAAAACAGGACAAGGCCGAAGAAAAAAAGCGUGUCAUUUCAAGACAAAAAUGAAAAGAAUUUGGCGAAGGGAGAUCUUUUGGAGCCUCAAACUCCAGUUAGAUCGCCUUCUCUAGUCAAGCCUAGGCUUUCUGGCACGCCUUAUCACAGUGCCGAGAGGUGCAGCAAAUGUAGGUUCGAUCGACUCGAGACUUCAUCGUACUGGGUUGGUCAGAUCAAAUUGGCAGAGUCCGCUGGGAAACACUUUGUUACGGCUGCUUUCUUCCGGUUGGCCCUCGAGUCGAAAGCAGAGCCCUUUCGCAACCUGCGAGUUGAACUUAAAAAAUAUUUGGUACGACACGAGUACUUAUCUGAGGACGAGGAAUGGAGAAACCUGUCAGUUAACUAUGGGCUACUAAAGGAAGAAAGCAAUGCAGGUGAGGAAAAUGAGAAGGCAUGUGCAAAUGAAGAGUCUGCAAGUGUACAAGAUGAAGAGAAGGAUUUGCAGAAAGAAAUUUGCCAAGAAUGUGAGAUUGAAAGCCUUUUUAAUUGUGAUAACAAAUAGUAUCAGAAAGCUUUUUUGCUUUCAAAUUGUGAUAAAUGUUAGAAUACGAGAAUGAUAUUUAUUUGGUUACAGAAAACAUCCUUUGCUGCAGUCGAAUUCCAGAAUCAUUGUUUAUUGACAAA
Molecule: messenger RNA, 1150 nt
Organism: Olea europaea var. sylvestris
Lineage: Eukaryota; Viridiplantae; Streptophyta; Magnoliopsida; Lamiales; Oleaceae
Exons: 4
Coding region: 147-1028 (293 amino acids)
Source: RefSeq, a predicted model, not a curated record